Naegleria fowleri is the source of this 2481-nucleotide messenger RNA. RefSeq lists its product as uncharacterized. Lineage: Eukaryota; Heterolobosea; Eutetramitea; Acrasida; Naegleriidae. The record is from RefSeq and is a predicted model, not a curated record. Bases 1 to 2481 code for a protein of 826 amino acids. Gene Ontology annotation, biological process: intracellular signal transduction; cyclic nucleotide biosynthetic process. The transcript has 2 exons.
AUGACCAAAGUGCAACCUGUACUUGGAGAAGAACAACUCACUCACAAAGAGAGUGAUACUCUCUCGAAACAUGAAAUUUUCUCCAUCGAAGGAGCUUCCUAUGAAGAACUUUCAGACCAACCAAAGAAGCAACGUCCAUUUGUAUUGAGAGCGUUAUUGAGCGUGAGAUUGUUCUUGAUUUUUUCAAUUACUUUGUUGGUGAUUAUGACUGCCAUCUCCAUCUGGGUGGCUGCUUUUGUCGUGAAUGAGCAAACCUCAAUGGAACAAGUGAAUGUCAUCAUUUCCAAUAUGAACGAAAAGAUAGCUUCCUUUAUGAACAGUCAACUCUUGCCAGCAAAGUUGGUGUCUAAGCAAAUGGUUGCCGAUUACCAUAACUUUAAGAUUGACCUAGAUCCAAGCAUUGGUCCCUAUCUCUUCACUAAGGUCAAAUUAUUUGGUGUCACCAACACAAAUUUAUGUUUGGGAGAGAAGGGAAAUAACAUUCUUUAUGCUUAUAGCAUGAACUCUGACAAUUCACUGUCUUGGGGUGUCAAAUUACAAGAAGAUAUCAAUCUUGUCAUUUACAGAGCUAGUAAUGAAACUGGAAUUCCGGACUACAACAAAGUCAGCUUGAAUGUGACCUAUUAUGUAAACAAAACCGAUUACUAUCAAGAGUCGUUACGUAUUUUCCGCGAUUUUUCAGAAGAAGGAGGAUUUGGAAAUGUUUAUAAAGUCAUUGGAGGUGGUCCACAAAGUACCUUUUGGUCCACCCCGGUGUACAAUCGAACUGAAUUGGCUCAGGGUAACAAAACACGUGUUGGAAUUGCAAAAGUCAAUGUUUCUCUUGUGUAUAUUGCUCAAUUUUUGAAAACGGUUAAGGUUCUUGAAAGAGGUUAUGUCAUUAUUUCAGAGUUUGGAAAUAACUUUGUUAUUGGAAGCAGCUUGAACAUUCCAGGAAUUGAUGACAAGAGAAUUAAGGCCACUGAUGUCACAACUCGAGAUGCUGGAAGUGUCAUGUCCAUAUUCUUGAGCAAUGUUGGUGACUCUUUCGAUCCAAUCGUACUCAACAUCGAGAGCAAUGGAACCAAGUAUUUGAUCUCAUCUACUCCUUAUAUUUUGGCCAACCUUAAAUGGAGAAUGACUCUCGUUUUUGAGGAAAAUGAAAUUAAGAAGGGAAUUAUAACAUCGAGUUAUGUCAUUCUUGGCGUUACUCUUGGAGUUGCUUCUCUCGGCGUCCUCAUUAGCAUCACCAUUGGUUGGAUUGUGACAAACCCAUUCAUCAACCUCCAGGAAGAUUUCAGAAAGAUUGAAGUGUUGGAUUUGUCCAACAUCAAAGAACGGAACGCUCUUUUUAGUGAAGCAAAAAGCAUCUAUUCAAGUCUCAAUGAGACUGUCAAGUGGCUAAGCGAAUUUAAAGCUUUUUUACCAGAUUCCGUUCUCAAUCAACUGGAGAAUGCUAAAAUACAGGCGCAGGGCAUUCAGGUCGAUCAAGAGGUUGUUUCAGAAACAAGGAAAGAAAAACGUUCAACACACGAAAAAGGAGAAGAGCAGCAAUCAAGCAUGGCUUCAAGCUCUCACAAAAUAGAAUCCAGUUUAGGAACUGCAUACAACAUGAAACCUUCGAAGGAUUUGUUUAAAUUGGGCCUUGCACCAAAGGAUUUGGUUUCGCUUGUUCAUAUUGUGAUUCCAAAUUUGAAUGAGAAAAACUAUUCGUUUGAAUCGCUGAAUAGUAUCAUUUCCAAAUGUUUGGUCUCAGUUUCUACCAUUUGUAAAACAUGCAGAGCGGACUUGCAAAUAAGAAGCUAUGACGAAUAUGUCAUUGUUUUUCAUGACAAGACGCCCUGUGUGACAGCCCUAGAGACAUGUUUGAAAUUGAAAGUUGUGCUUGAUUCAUUGAAUGAUUACCUCUCAAAGGAAGCAAGUGCACCUCUAGAGGUAUGCAUGGGUAUCGCAAGUGGAGCCUGUGUUUUAGGCAAUGUUGGAAAUAAGCAGGUGAGGUAUUUUGCACAAGUAGGAGAGAUUGUUUCUCGUGCCAAAAACUUGACAGUGAUGGGAGUAAUGGCCAGUGUUUCCCUCAUUGUUGACAAGAAUACCUUCAAACAAACCCAAGACGCAUUUGUUUUUAGGCCUGUGGAUCGAAUCAUGAAUCCCACCAAAAACAAUAUUGAGUCCGUGUAUCAAUGCAUAAGAAAGAGUGAAGUGACCAGCGAUGAAUGGAUGUAUGAAUUAGAGCACAAGACUCAAAACACAAAAUACGAAGCCUUUAACAAUCAUUUUGCAAAACUAUUUAGCGAUGAGAACCAAGAAUUGCCACCACAAGAGGCCAACGAAGUGAAAGAGUUCUUGCUGAACAUGUGUCAACUCUCACCUUCGGAUCCAGUGUUGCAGAAAUUAUCCAAACUUAUUGGACUCUCCUCACAUCAGCAAUUAUCUACUUAUUAUUCAAGCGUGUCUACGUCUGUGUUGAAUUAUGUGCAAGGAAGAGCUGUUAAAUUGGAUUGA